Messenger RNA from Gongylonema pulchrum, 1074 nucleotides. The record is from the annotation of a GenBank genome assembly. Lineage: Eukaryota; Metazoa; Nematoda; Chromadorea; Rhabditida; Gongylonematidae.
AUGAGAAAAAGUUAUAGCGAACAAAUAAAUAUUUCUCUCAAUGAAUUUAUUUCUUUUUUUCUGUUCCAAUUCAGUUUGGUGGCGAAAACGCUCAUAGCUCAUCCAUGCACAGUGCUACGGCGACAGUGCCAAGUGCAUCAGUUCGCGAGGACAUUACAUCUCACGCCGUUCACUCUAAUUCCGGUUGUUUGUAAGGUGGUCAGCAACGAGGGAUUUCUAACAUUAUGGAAAGGUGCUAUUGGCUCGGGAGUUCUCUGGGGCCUGUCGACUGCUGGAGAAAUACUCAUUGCCGAUUUAUUUGGCCUUCCCAGAUCGACUGCCAUCUCGAUGACACCCUUCAUUGUUUCAUCUUUCGUCGAAACCGUUAGGAGUGAAAGCGGUCUCGGUGAAGAGCUACGUGUAAUGGAUGUGGUCACCAACGGAAUCAAUCGUUUACGCUUUGAUUUCAUCGGUCCCAAGGAUAACAGCAAGCGUUUUUCAUUGGUUUAUCUUUCCGUACCCACAGCUUGCCUCUUUACGUCGCAUUAUGUAGUGACAAAUGCCAUCUACGAUUGGAUUUACUCCUUAUUCAAGCGAUAUGUCGAUCGGAAGCCAGCACACGAGAAAACCAUCUAUUAUCGUUACUUUCCGGAGAUAUUCUCCACGUUCACGUCACAUAUGCUUGCUGAUCUUGCUCUCUAUCCCUUCGAGACUGUAUUACAUCGACUGUACAUUCAGGGAACGCGCACAUUGAUUGAUAAUCUGGACAACGGUGUAACUGCUAUCUCAAUAACAGCAAAGUAUGCUGGUUUUUUUGAUUGCUUCAGAACAAUCAUUCGUCGAGAAGGCUUUUGGGCACUCUAUGCAGCCAAAUGGGAAGGAAAAGGCGUUGAAGAGCGUGCACGAAUCCAUCAGCUUAUUAGUAUGAUUGAAGCAUUGCAUCAGAGUGGUGACUAUGCUGGAUCUCCGGAAGCACUUUAUGCGCUGGUGGAAGGCUGUGCCGAUGGGAGGCCAAGCGAAAGUAUCAAGGCUUUGAUCGAUUACCGUGUGGCCGUACGUUAUUUUUACGUAAUUCGGAAUUUUCCACUUUUAUAG